Ramularia collo-cygni is the source of this 750-nucleotide messenger RNA. RefSeq names its product related to NADH-ubiquinone oxidoreductase. Gene Ontology annotation, biological process: respiratory electron transport chain. The record is from RefSeq and is a predicted model, not a curated record. The transcript has 2 exons. Lineage: Eukaryota; Fungi; Ascomycota; Dothideomycetes; Mycosphaerellales; Mycosphaerellaceae. Bases 1 to 750 code for a protein of 249 amino acids.
AUGCGAUCCUCUAUCCGCCUCCUAGCUUCCGUCCAGCGGAGUGCCGCCACUUACCUAGAGCCUGGCGCGCCAACAGGCAUCACCGGCCUCGCCACAGCAGCAUCGCCGCGCAGCACACUCCUCUACCUCUACCACUCAACACUGCAGAAACUGGCCAAGUUCCCUGCACACUCCGUGUACCGUCAAUCCACCGAAGCUCUCACCAAGCAGCGAAUGGCAAUUGUAGAAUCGACAAUCCCAGCUGGACUUGCAGAAUGGCAGCAACGGAUUGCGCCUGUUGUCGAAUCCAACCCAGAAGCCUUCCGAAAGAUCCCUGCCAUCUCGCCCGCGUCCCCUGGAGACUUCAACAUUGUUUGGAAGGAUGCUCAGGUGGUUCCCUCAAAGAAGGGAAAGUUUGACCAGGAUGAGUGGGAUGGCGAGACUGUGGGGCAGCCCAUGCCGGAGGGACCACGAAAUCUUGAGGAGAAGAGAUUCCAAGGACGGCAAAUGUCAAGAGAUCCUGUGGCGUUGGCCCAAAAGGUCCCAGAGAUUGAGGCAGAGCCACAAUUGACCGCCGAGCAGAUCAAUGAGAUGGAGUCGAAGAUCGGUGCGGGCUUGAUCGAGGAAGUAAUUCAGGUUGCCGAGGGCGAGACCAAGUUGGCGGAUGUACUGUUGGAGGCGCAGGUAUGGGAAGAUCUCGAGGAGAAGCCGCAAGACAACCAGUGGACGUACCAUGAGCGCGACACGCACGCAAAGACGCAGGCGCCAUGA